Messenger RNA from Penicillium lagena, 672 nucleotides. It is a transcript of the gene maiA, whose product is annotated as maleylacetoacetate isomerase MaiA. The transcript has a single exon. Bases 1 to 672 code for a protein of 223 amino acids. Gene Ontology annotation, cellular component: mitochondrion; cytoplasm. The record is from RefSeq and is a predicted model, not a curated record. Gene Ontology annotation, molecular function: glutathione transferase activity; maleylacetoacetate isomerase activity. Gene Ontology annotation, biological process: glutathione metabolic process; L-phenylalanine catabolic process. Lineage: Eukaryota; Fungi; Ascomycota; Eurotiomycetes; Eurotiales; Aspergillaceae.
AUGGCCGAUGAUCUCACGCUCUACACCUACUUCCGCUCGUCCUGCUCAGCGCGGGUCCGCAUCGCCCUCCACCUCAAGGGCCUCACUUUCACAUCCGUCUACGUCAAUCUCCUUAAAGGCGAGCAGUCUUCCGCCGAACACAAAGAAAUCAAUCCCUCAGGAACCGUCCCAGCACUCGUGGUCAAGCGUGUCUCUGCCAAGCCCUUAACAAUUACCCAGUCUCUCGCUGCACUGGAAUACCUCGACGAGGCAUUCCCAGACACAACACCCCUCCUCCCCUCAGACCCAGAAACUCGCGCUACAGUGCGCAGUCUCGCAUCUAUCAUUGCAUGCGAUGUCCAGCCCGUGACGAAUCUGAAGAUCCUGAAGCGCGUGGCCCCGCUCGGCGCUGAUCGGGAGGGCUGGUCGAGGGAUUUGAUCGAGGAUGGUCUGCGCGCAUAUGAGGCUAUUGCUGCCAAGUCGGCGGGCAAGUUUAGUGUUGGGGACACGAUCUCCCUGGCGGAUGUAUGUCUGAUUCCGGCGGCUUGGGGUGCUGAGCGGGUGGGCGUGGAUUUGAAAAUGUUUCCGGUUGUGAAUGAGAUUGUGCAACGUUUGGAGGGGGAGAGUGCCGUAAAGGCGGGGCAUUGGAGAAGUCAAAAGGAUACGCCAGAGGAAUUUAGAGUAAAGCAGUAG